AUGGGGGUGAAAGGCCUGUGGGACUGGCUGGGCGAGGGCGUGAAGAAGCGGACGCACCUGCGCGUAUUCGCUGGAAAGACCUUCGCCGUCGACGCGUCGUCGUGGCUGCACAGGGCUGCGUACGGGUGUGCGUUGCCUCUUCUUCUCUUUGAAGAGGGACGCGGCGUGCGAGUCGGCGAGGAGGCCGCCGAAGAGGAGCUCAGUUUGCAGGAGCCGGCUUGGGCCAAAAAGCGAAACGAGGAAGAAGAAGCGUGUGAAGCCUACCAGCAAAUCCUGCGAUUCUGCCUCGGGAAAAUCCGCCUGUUAACCUCCUUCGGCAUCCGACCGUUCCUCGUCUUCGAUGGAGGCCAGCUGGGCGCGAAGGCGCUGGUCAACGAACGCCGCAGUUCAAGUCGCCGUGAGCACGCGGUUCAGGCACUCGCCGCACACAGGGCGGGCGACGCGCGGGACGCGUGGAGGCACGCCGUUGGGGCGAUCUCCGUCUCAGUGUCGUUGCGGAAUUUCAUUUUUCGCAAGCUGCGCGCUCCACCUCACGAGAUCUUCUGUCUGGCUGCGGCUUACGAGGCAGACGCGCAGAUGGCGCGCCUAGUCGCCGACGGGCUGGCAGACGCAGUUCUCACGGAAGACGGCGACCUCCUCGCCUACCAGGCAAGACAGGUUCUGUCCCGUCUGGCUGACGACGGCAGCGUUCAGUGUGUGGACUGCGCGCGGUGCUUCCGCGUGCUUGAGGACCCGCGCGCGUCGCCCUCGCGAGCGCCUUCUCUCUCCUCGCUCUCCUCUCCUCAAGCGGAGUCCGCUCCUCAAGCAGAGUCCGCUCCGCCGCGCUCGCCUUGUCAGACUGCGCUCUCGCCUGCCGGCUCGACGCUUGCCUCAGGGUCGCAGACGCCUCAGCCGGCCUCGAGCCUGUCUCCGCCGUCGCCCGCCUCCGCGUCCUUCGCCCCUGCGCGCGCGCCGCCGGCGUCGCUCUCGCUCGCGCGUUUUCAGCUGAUCUGCGUCCUCGCCGGCUGCGACUACGCACCCAACGUGCCUGGCGUCGGCGUGCGGACUGCCGCACGCCUCGUGCUGAAGUACGGCGCAGACGUUCGCGCGAUUCUCGAGGCGCUUCGUGCCUCGGGGAAGUCCAUCCCAGCCGACUACGCGCAUCAGGUGCGCCUCGCACUGCUGACGUAUCGGCACCAAACGGUCUUUGUCAUCUCUCCCACGUGGGAGAUUCGCAUGGCGCCGCUCACAGAGCUUCCCUCCAGAUCUCUCUCGCCGGAUAUUCUGCGCUGUCUGGGCGAAAUCUACGACGACGAGGUCGCCUGCAGCUUGUGCCUCGGCAGGCUUCACCCAGCGACGCUCAAGCCGCUGCCGCGGGCGCUGCAGCCAGGGCCUCCGCGCCCGCUGUUUUGGCUCACGGGCGAAGCGGAGACGACCACGCGGCUCGUCUCUUCUUCGCCACUCUCCGCGGGCGCCGAGAGACCCGCACAGCCGUUCCUUGGGGCGCGAACGCCGCCGUGCACGGGUUUUGUCGACCUUUCGCGCAGCGGCGCAGGAAAUGGCUCGGAUCCCACAGAGGACGCGAGUGGUCUGUGGGGCGGGGCGAGGGUCUCGGAAGUCGCGGCGCUGGCGGACGCCGGUAGUGAGCCGCAUGCGACUCGGACCAAAAACACCGACACGCGAGAGAAGGAAAAUCUGCAGGGGAGUCAGCCCCUCGGCGGCGGCAGCUCAGGCUCAACGGGCGGCGAGUCGGAGGUCUCCUCUUGCCCCCGCGCCCGCGAUGCGGAUGGGCUCGCGCGCCCCAACGGCGGCGAGCCUGCGCCGCCGCUGGCGCUUGAGGCGGAUGCGUGCGUCGUCUCGACCACGCAGUCGACGUGUGCAGACGCGAAUUCGGCAUUUGUUUUCGAGCCUUCUCAGCCCGACAGCGAUACAGGCGUGUGGCAGACGUCUGUGGACGCAGCAGGGAAAAGGGAGGCCGCGAGUUCCCGUGAAAAAGCGCCAUGCACGCCUCCUGCGCGAUCGCUGAGGGCAGAGGCCCCGGGCUCCAGGGGGGGUUCGGUGGGGACAGCGGAGGACGGGACGCCGCGCAAGACGCCGCUUCCCUCGCCCUUUGACAAGCCCAGCAGAGAAACCGCGAGCCUAUCGCUUCGCAGCAAGCGCGCGUUUUUCGGUCUCGUGGGUCUCCGUCGAGGCCUGCCGCUGGUCGACUGCUCCAAGAAGCGCAAGCAGGACGCCGCGGACGCGCGGGCGCCCUAG
This is a messenger RNA of Besnoitia besnoiti, 2235 nucleotides long. RefSeq lists its product as uncharacterized. The coding region runs from base 1 to 2235 and encodes 744 amino acids. Lineage: Eukaryota; Apicomplexa; Conoidasida; Eucoccidiorida; Sarcocystidae. The record is from RefSeq and is a predicted model, not a curated record. Gene Ontology annotation, molecular function: 5'-flap endonuclease activity. The transcript has 9 exons.